Haemonchus placei is the source of this 372-nucleotide messenger RNA. NCBI's taxonomy places the organism in Eukaryota, Metazoa, Nematoda, Chromadorea, Rhabditida, Trichostrongylidae. The record is from the annotation of a GenBank genome assembly.
AUGAUUCUGUUGCUCCUUUGGGCUGCAGUAAUCUCGUACGUGGUCAGCCAUCCGACCACAUCCUUGGAUGUCCCGCCUUCGACAUUUUGGUUCCGACGUGACCCUGAAACGCGGAUGACAGUGCCAGAGAUUAUCAAGCACUGGGGGUACCCAGUGGAGGUUCAUCAUGUGGUCACCCCGGACGGCUAUAUUCUCGAAAUGCAUCGAAUCCCUUAUGGAAAAGCCGGGCCGUCGAACACUUCUCGACCGGUGGUGUUCCUGCAACACGGUUUGGAGUGUAGCAGCAGCGACUGGAUCAUGAACCUCCCCGAUCAAAGUGCAGGUAAGAACUCCCCGCGAACGGUAACGAGCCACGAAUUUUGCUACAGCUGA